Molecule: messenger RNA, 1374 nt
Organism: Coregonus clupeaformis (lake whitefish)
Lineage: Eukaryota; Metazoa; Chordata; Actinopteri; Salmoniformes; Salmonidae
Exons: 3
Coding region: 189-1286 (365 amino acids)
Source: RefSeq, a predicted model, not a curated record
UAGCUGAGCUCAGGAGUAGGGAGAGAGCGGGAGCAAGUGAGCUUGUGUGGAAGAAGACCAACACCAUCAACUUCCAUCAACGACCCUGGACCACACAGAACACCAACGAGACAUUAUGGAGAUGGAUUGGGGGUAAGGCCCUGCGACAGACUUGUGUCCUAUCCAGGGGGUGUACAUCAAGCUGCCUCAUGCUACAAAAACAGGAGAUAGGCUCCUGCCCUAUGGGCCAUUGUGGCUUGGACAAGCCCAUCACCACCCAGACCAGAAACAGUAUUGACCAGAAAUACAGAGAUGUUAGUGCUUUGCACCAGACAACCAGUGAUUCUACGGCCAGCCGCAGAACGCGUCGCCCCCGAGUAGCUGAGCUCAGGAGUAGGGAGAGAGCGGGAGCAAGUGAGCUUGUGUGGAAGAAGACCAACACCAUCAACUUCCUUCAACGACCCUGGACCACACAGAACACCAACGAGACCACUGGACACAGUUUGCACAAGUGCACCGGAGAGGCUUGUGUUAUGGUCAGCUUGGAACCCACUGCUACCCGGGUAGCUACAAACAACACUAACCAACUCAGUGGCCUUGUCGUUAGCGUGUCCUCCCUGAGAUUGGAAGGUCGGGUGGUUUAUCCGCGGUCCAAUCAUACCAAAGACUCUAAAAACGGGACCCGGUGCCUCUCAGCUUGGCACACAUUAAGGAGAUGGAUUGGGGGUAAGGCCCUGCGACAGACUUGUGUCCUAUCCAGGGGGUGUACAUCAAGCUGCCUCAUGCUACAAAAACAGGAGAUAGGCUCCUGCCCUAUGGGCCAUUGUGGCUUGGACAAGCCCACCACCACCCAGACCAGAAACAGUAUUGACCAGAAAUACAGAGAUGUUAGUGCUUUGCACCAGACAACCAGUGAUUCUACGGCCAGCCUCAGAACGCUUCGCCCCCGAGUAGCUGAGCUCAGUAGUAGGGAGAGAGCGGGAGCAAGUGAGCUUGUGUGGAAGAAGAUGGUGGAAGUGAUUAAUGGGGCAGAAGAGAGGAGGAUAGAGGCUGCAUGCUGCAUGUUUCUGGCUCUCUGCUGCUGGUUGUACGGAAUGGGCCUGCUGCUCACCAUCAGUGUGAGAGGACUACUGCAGAUAAUGGUCGCAUUAGAGCUCCAUGGAGAUGAGCAAAAGGAGAGAGGAGCUGAGAGGGAGACAGACAGCUGUAAAGAUGCUCAAACCGCACCAGUUUUGGUGACCACCCGUGGUUCAACUAAGAAGAGAGCCCGCCGCCUCCGCCGUCAGUCCAACAAGGGGAAACACUGAAUAACGUGCCCAUACAGGACAUUGUUCAUUUGCAUUCCAAAUAAUACAAUAUCAUAUUUUCUAAUAAAUGAUACUUGUUUUAGCAUCA